Salvelinus namaycush (lake trout) is the source of this 1197-nucleotide messenger RNA. Its product is annotated as voltage-dependent L-type calcium channel subunit alpha-1D-like. Gene Ontology annotation, biological process: calcium ion import across plasma membrane. The record is from RefSeq and is a predicted model, not a curated record. The annotation marks the transcript as partial. Lineage: Eukaryota; Metazoa; Chordata; Actinopteri; Salmoniformes; Salmonidae. The transcript has 11 exons. Gene Ontology annotation, cellular component: voltage-gated calcium channel complex; membrane. Gene Ontology annotation, molecular function: high voltage-gated calcium channel activity.
AUGACGGUUCAUGGAGCGUUCCUCCACCAAGGUUCAUUCUGUAGGAACUGGUUCAAUCUGUUGGAUCUCCUGGUGGUCUCUGUGUCUCUGAUCUCCUUCUUCCUACAUUCGAGUGCCAUCUCUGUGGUCAAGAUUCUCAGGGUACUCAGAGUACUCAGGCCUCUACGAGCGAUCAACAGAGCCAAAGGACUGAAGCAUGUGGUCCAGUGUGUGUUUGUAGCGAUCAAGACCAUCGGUAACAUCAUGAUCGUCACUACUCUACUACAGUUCAUGUUCGCCUGCAUCGGAGUCCAGCUCUUCAAGGGUAAAUUCUACCGCUGUACAGACGAGGCCAAACACACGCCAGAGCAGUGCAAGGGAACGUUUGUGGUGUAUAAGGAUGGGGAUGUGAGCCACCCCAUGGUGAGAGAGAGGAUCUGGCACAACAGUGACUUUAACUUCGACAACGUCCUGAUGGGCAUGAUGGCUCUGUUCACAGUGUCCACCUUCGAGGGCUGGCCAGCACUCCUGUAUAAGGCGAUUGAUGCUAAUGGAGAGAACCAUGGCCCUGUCUAUAACUACCGUGUUGAGAUCUCCAUCUUCUUCAUUGUCUACAUCAUCAUCAUCGCCUUCUUCAUGAUGAACAUCUUCGUGGGCUUCGUCAUCAUCACCUUCAGAGAGCAGGGAGAGUCUGAAUAUAAGAACUGUGAGCUGGACAAGAACCAGAGACAGUGUGUAGAGUUUGCUCUGAAGGCCCAGCCAUUGAAGCUGUACAUCCCAAAGAACCCAGUGCAGUAUAAGUUCUGGUCGUUCAUCCAGUCUACAGCGUUUGAAUACGUCAUGUUCGUUCUAAUUCUCCUCAACACUGUCACUUUGGCGGUUCAGCACUAUGAGCAGUCCAAGGUGUUCAGUCAUGUGAUGGACAUCCUCAACAUGGUCUUCACUGGUCUCUUCACUGUGGAGAUGCUGCUCAAACUGCUGGCUCUACGACUCAGGCAUUAUUUCAUAGAUGCCUGGAACUCUUUUGAUGCUCUGAUCGUGGUGGGCAGUGUCGUGGAUAUUGUGGUGACAGAAUUCAGCUUUCUUCAAAGCUCUGAUGACAGUUCCAGAGUGUCCAUCACGUUCUUCCGUCUGUUCCGAGUGAUGCGAUUGGUCAAACUGCUGAGCAAGGGGGAGGGAAUUCGGACGCUGCUCUGGACCUUUGUCAAGUCCCUCCAG